This is a messenger RNA of Trichomonas vaginalis G3, 3348 nucleotides long. RefSeq names its product armadillo (ARM) repeat-containing protein family. The transcript has a single exon. The record is from RefSeq and is a predicted model, not a curated record. NCBI's taxonomy places the organism in Eukaryota, Parabasalia, Trichomonadida, Trichomonadidae. The coding region runs from base 1 to 3348 and encodes 1115 amino acids.
AUGGAUGAAGAAAAAUUGAUUUCAAUACUACAGCAAUGUAAUUCGGAAGAUAAUGAAUUACGUGCUGCAGGUGAAGAAGCUAGACUACAGCUGCUUAAUAGUGAUCCAAAUACAUUUAUUGCAACACUUUUAAAUUGUAUUUUAUCAGACAACUACAAAAUCCUUCGAAACUACAUGUUUGUUCUUUUAAUAUCCAUAUUCAAGCACAUGAAACAUAUUAUUUCUAUUGAGACCCUAUUAAAUUUUUAUAAUUUUCUCAAUUCCAACAUGUCGCAGCUAUUAAAUUCGGCAUUGUUUGAUGAUUUAGAGAAAUCAUGGACUUGCGAACUAUUCUCAUAUGUUAUUGCUUACAUCCAUCAAUUAAAUGAAGCAAAUGAUUUUGAUUUCAAUGCUCUCAUUAAUGAAUUUUCCUCUCAUAUACAACCUCAAUUCUACUUAUCAAUCAUAUCACAAGCGCUUGAUUUAUCACCUGAUUUCUGCAAUAUUGAUUUAAAUCUUUUAUUAAGCAUUAUUGCAGCCAAUUCUUCUUGCACCAAAGAUAUAAUUCAAUUAUACUUCUCUAUCAUUGCAAAAUUAUCCGAUGAUGAAGUCUGCAAAAGCCUCUUUCCUCAAAUUUUGGAAAUUAUUUCAAAUUCCGAUCUGACAGCCUCCUUCGCAGUUAUCUGUAGAUUCUGUGAGAAAAAUGCGGGCUUUUUACAGUAUAUAAUUGUAGAUUUGGCAAGAUUUGUAUCAAAUGUCAUUUUGAAUAUGGAUAACGAGCAAACAAUCAUCACCGGAAUAUUUGUUUUCUCAGAUGCAGUCAUAAACAACCCAGAAAUCUGCAUAAAAUCAUUCGAAUUCAUAGAUAUUUUUUGUGAUACGUUUAUUACUAUUAUAAACCACAUUGAUUACAUAGAAGAUGCAGAUGAAAGCUCAAACUCAAUAUAUUCCAUAGCAAUGAGUGUCAUAAAUCCAAUUAUUGAAAUAAUAUUUUGUUCCAUGGGUCCCAAGAUCCUUUCUUUGGUCAAAACUGUCACAGAAAACACCGAGUAUUUAUAUGGAUUCCUUAUGUUCCUUGGAGAAAGUAUCAAUUGCUUUACAUCAGAAACAACACAAGAAUUAAAGCAAUUGAUACUAUCGGUGAUAGAAGAAGACCUUUCAGACAAUCUCCGGUACGCUGUGAUGAAAAUAUUCUCUCGAAUUUCAUCAACCUUAUUAGAAGAUCCAAGAUUUUUCGAAUAUUUGGUCAGCGGCAUCAAUGAUAAAGAAGAUGAGAGGAUCAUGAACUUGGCCCUCAUAGCACUUAAAAAUUUGAUAAGUAUAGCCCUCAAAAGUUUUCAUAGCAUUAACCGAAUUAUAUAUGGACAGUCUAUUGAAGAAGUUCUAUUACAGGUCCAAGAAAUAAUUCUGAACGCAUUCAAUUUCGCUCAAACCGAAAAAGUUGUGGGAAAUUUGAUCGGCGUGUUAUCGGAAAUUUUUAAUAAUAGAAUUGAUGAAUUAGAUGCGGAAGAAGUCCUUGGACUAUAUGAACAAUUUUAUAACCAAUAUAAUUCAUCUCCUGUUGUGAUUUCGAAAAUUCUUGAAGUAUUACCGAAAAUUUUCAUGAACUUUAAAAAGAAUAACGGUGAACUCGUUAAUGCUAAGGCUUCCCAGUUCUUCCAUGCUUGUUUGGCCGCUUAUGACUCUCAAAAUCUUGAUCCUCAAACACAAUACGUAUAUAUGAACAGUCUGUUGAAGAUGUUAGACUAUGUUGAUUCAGACAUCGAUGAAUCGCUUGGAUUUUUGUAUCACGGAUGCAUGAAUUUGUUGUCUGAAGAAAUUGAACCAAAAGAAGUCGACAAAAAUGAAGUGGUCGACCCAGUAGUGUUUUAUACUUUGAUAAAUAUUAAGGAUGGCACUAAGUAUGUCAUAGAAAAGGCUGCUUCUGAUGGUUUAUGCGAAACAAUGGAUAAUUUGAACAAAAUUAUUAAAAAGGAUAUAGCAGAAGCAAUAUUAGUAGCUAAUAACUUCCAAGAAUAUAAUAAUUUUGUUCAAUUUUAUUUGAGAUAUUUGUUUUCUGAAAAAUAUCUUGAAAAUUUCUUUAGUCACUCAUUCAAAGGUAUGGUAAAUCUCCUGAAAAGGAUGAGAAGCGUUGAAGGAGCCGAAGAAUGUGUUAAUCAGCUGAAAAAUAUAAUUUCGGACGCAAUUCAUUAUCAAAAAGACGUUCACAACACUACAAUUGAAUUCUAUAGAAUCAUUAAAACCACCUGCAAGUUCGUCCAAUUGGAAAAAGGCUUUAUUUUGGAAAAAGAAAAUUUAUUUGAUGAUAUUCUCGAUAUUUUGUACAAAUCGAUACGUUUCCAGUAUGAUUUGUAUAACAAUAUGUCUGCUAAUGAAGACGACAGUAUCGAUUACUAUACAUAUUUCGCAAAAAACAUGAAAGAUGAAGAAUCUAAAGAUUUUAUCAAAUUAUUGGGCAAGAUAUCGCGAGAACGUGUUGAACCAUGGUUCAGAGAAAAGAUCUUCCCCCUUAUUUUGCAGACAAUCGAUUGUGAAUUGUCUAUUAAUGUUGAAUUAUUGUUUAGUUUCAUUCUUUUGGACCCAGAAUGUAACAUAUUCCUCGAAUUACGUGAAAUGGUCUACAAGUUCAUGAAUAUUUUCUAUCAGCAUAUGGAAGAAGAAGAUUCGAAUUAUGCUGAGUCGGAAUUAUACAAAAAGUACCGAAAUAAUGGUUCCUUACAAAAGAUUGCUAUUCCAUUCUUCGCGAAUCUGUGUGAUUUCGUAUUAUCCUACAACCAAAACCAAGAAAUAAUUCUUGAUUUGGUCGAACACCUGAAAGACCUCACAUUUAACACAAUCCCUGAUAUCCUUGAUGGUACGGACUUACCAAACGUGUUCAUGAUCAUUUUCGCCAAGUAUUCAUCGUAUUUCACUGAAGAUGACUUGAAAGAAAACAUUGACUUCAUUACAGAGCAAUUUAUCAUAAACUUCAACCUAGAUUUUUACGGUAGCUAUGGCUGGGCUUGUUUAUAUUUACUUUCUGACUGGUUAUUGAAAUAUCAGGAGAUUUUCUUUGAAGAUUACCAGCAGGCGAGCGCAGUGAAUGAAUCAACAAUUGUUGAGAACUUUUUGACUAGAAUUGUCCAAGAUGAAUCAUUUAAAUACAAAUUAUCUUUUGAAUACAUCAAAGUAAUGAAAAGAUUCAUUCAAGUAUCUCAUAAAUUUCCAUGGGUAUUGGAUGUAAUGAAAAGAUUCUAUAAAAAUGCACAAGAACAAAAUAAAUUCUCAUAUCAAGUAAAUGCUGAUCAAGUUAGUAACUUCAUUGGUAAAUACAACUACUAUUGCCAAGAAAUGAUUAAUGAGCAUAACAAACAAGCUCAAAACCAAUAA